Messenger RNA from Purpureocillium takamizusanense, 990 nucleotides. RefSeq lists its product as uncharacterized. The coding region runs from base 1 to 834 and encodes 277 amino acids. Gene Ontology annotation, molecular function: S-adenosylmethionine-dependent methyltransferase activity. The record is from RefSeq and is a predicted model, not a curated record. The transcript has a single exon. Lineage: Eukaryota; Fungi; Ascomycota; Sordariomycetes; Hypocreales; Ophiocordycipitaceae.
AUGUCCAUCUACACCACCUCCCCUCCCCCAGAGGACCACAUCGCCACCCUCGCCGCCUCCCCGGAGCACCUCCCCCCCAUCCCCUCCCAGCCCAGCUACGGCAUCGACUCCCUCCUCGGGCUCGCCGCCUCCCUCAUCCUUUCCCCGCUCUACCUCUACGCCACCCUCCGCGGCAAGUCGCGCGUCUGGGAUGACCUCCUCGACGCCCUCCCCGACGACGCCUUCCGCGCUCCCGCCCUCGACGUGGGCUGCGGCCGUGGCCUCGUCCUCCUCAAGAUGGCCCAGCGCAAGAAGACGCUUUUCCUUUCCCACUGCGGCGGCGAAGGCGAUGACGACGACGCAGGAAGGGGAGACGGCGGCGGCGGCGACGCGGCGAGGACCACCGAGGAUGAUGUUGGUGUCGUCGUCGCCCCCGCGUACGGCAUCGACAUCUUCAGCACCGCCGACCAGACUGGCAACGCCCCGCUCGCCACCUACCUCAACGCCGCCUCCCUCUCCUGCGUCCCGCACACCGUCCUGCACACCGCCAGCUUCGCCGAGCGCUUCCCCUUCGCCGACGGCUCCUUUUCCCUCGUCACCUCCAACCUCGCGCUGCACAACGCCAACCGUGAGGGCCGCCUCGCCGCCGUCCGUGAGAUCGCUCGCGUCUGCCGCCCCGGCGGCACCGUCCUCGUCGUCGACCUCUUCGGCUACUUCAAGGACCACAGGAUGGUGCUCGAGGAGGAGCUGCGCUGGACCCACGUGGACGUCAGCAUGGUUGGCCUCAAGAUGAUGUACGGCGCCCUGCCGUGCCAAAUCCUCAAGGCGACCAAGCCGGUGGUCCAGAGCACCUGAGCACACUUUUCUCCCAAGACUUGAAAACGUACAAAGUACCAUCAGCAUAGCCGGAGUCUCUUUUAUAUGCACGAUACCACAUCAUUUUGUAGCAUGAAUCAAGCAGUCAUAGCCAUCAAAUAUACCGGGCGGAUCAGCGUUGGCAGCGCGUCGGAG